GGGCUCCGCAAUCAAACACAAUCUAAUCGCACAAAUGAAAAGAUUUGACUGAUAUGAACGAAAUUUCUGUACAUAUUCCUCCGUGUAGUUUCGAAUAGUCAAGAUCCGGCGACGAGGAUUCGAAACAGCGGUACCUUGACAAUGAGGCCGAGACACGGCCUGCAGCCAAUGGGCAAUCAUCCGCUGGAUCUCUCAAACGUGUCAAUCGGGCGACUGAAAUUGUAGUAAAGUGCGGCUCUUCUUGUCCCGCUGCACUCCAUAUUGAGGAAUGUGAAUGCUCUCAAUCACGGGACGGAUGGUCGUCCUCACCUUCGGACUCUCGGUGUACAUAAGGUGAUGCAUACUCCUUCCAUUCGAAUGCGAAAGGUUCUUACCUCUUUCACCUCUUUACUCGCGAUGAUGGCUGUUUACGCUUUCCUCGCAGCUGCUCUCUUGGGUCUUGCCGCUGCCCAAACGCCUGGUACCACGCCGGAAGUACACCCCAAGCUCACCACCUGGAAGUGCACCAAGGCCGGAGGAUGCAAGUCGCAGAACACGGCCCUUGUUUUGGACUCAGCAACCCACUGGAUUCACCAAGCCAACGAUACUUCAAAAGGUUGCGGAAAUUGGGGGAGCGGCGCAGAUCCCAUCGCGUGCCCGGAUGAAGCGACGUGCGCAAAGAACUGCAUCCUGGAGGGCAUCGAAAACUACACCGACUAUGGCGUGAGCACAAGCGGUGGGAACCUGGUGAUGGAGAUGUACAAUCCCAAGGGUAGUGUUGCUAGCCCUAGGAUCUAUCUUCUUGCCGAGGAUGAGAACAAGUACGAGAUGCUCCAGUUGACCGGCAAUGAGCUCACCUUUGAUGUCGACGUUUCGAAGCUACCAUGCGGCAUGAAUGGUGCUCUAUAUCUCUCUGAGAUGGAAGCAGAUGGUGGACGAUCAGCGCUUAACCCUGGAGGUGCCUCCCGGGGCACGGGCUACUGUGACGCUCAAUGCUUUGUCACUCCUUGGGUGAACGGGGUCGUAAGUAUAUACUCAACUCUUCUCCCAAUGCUCAACUCACUCUUCACAGGGCAACGUUGCCGGUCAGGGUGUCUGCUGUAACGAGAUGGAUAUCUGGGAAGCAAACAGCCGCGCCAACCAAAUCGCUCCUCAUACGUGUAGCAAGGAUGGCCUCUUCCGCUGCACUGGCGAGGAGUGCAAAUCUAACGGUCUGUGCGACAAGAAUGGCUGCGGCGA
Cucurbitaria berberidis CBS 394.84 is the source of this 1218-nucleotide messenger RNA. RefSeq names its product glycoside hydrolase family 7 protein. Gene Ontology annotation, biological process: carbohydrate metabolic process. The transcript has a single exon. Gene Ontology annotation, molecular function: hydrolase activity, hydrolyzing O-glycosyl compounds. Bases 337 to 1083 code for a protein of 248 amino acids. The record is from RefSeq and is a predicted model, not a curated record. Lineage: Eukaryota; Fungi; Ascomycota; Dothideomycetes; Pleosporales; Cucurbitariaceae.